This is a messenger RNA of Phaeoacremonium minimum UCRPA7, 672 nucleotides long. RefSeq names its product putative doa4-independent degradation protein 4 protein. The record is from RefSeq and is a predicted model, not a curated record. Lineage: Eukaryota; Fungi; Ascomycota; Sordariomycetes; Togniniales; Togniniaceae. The coding region runs from base 1 to 672 and encodes 223 amino acids. Gene Ontology annotation, biological process: late endosome to vacuole transport; protein transport; endosome transport via multivesicular body sorting pathway. Gene Ontology annotation, cellular component: multivesicular body; ESCRT III complex. The transcript has 3 exons.
AUGAACAUCUUGGAAUGGGCAUUUGGGAAGCGCAUGACGCCCGCUGAGCGUCUGCGCAAGAACCAGCGAUCACUAGACAAGGCAAUCCGCGAGCUCGACCAGGUCCGCGCGAAGCUGGAGAAGCAGGAGAAGACACUGGUCGCCCAGAUCAAACAGAGCGCACAGAAGGGGCAGAUGGGCGCCGCCAAGAUCCAGGCCAAGGACCUCGUCCGCACGCGGAGGUACAUUGAGAAGUUUUACGGCAUGCGCAGCCAGCUUCAGAAGAUCUCGUUGCGUCUGCAGACAUAUCGGACAAACGAGCAGAUGAUGCAGGCCAUGAAGGGCGCCACGGUGGCGCUAGGGAGCAUGAACAAGUCGAUGAACCUACCGCAGCUGCAGCGAAUCGCCAUGGAGUUCGAGCGCGAGAAUGAUAUCAUGGAACAGAGGCAAGAGAUGAUGGACGAUGCUAUCGACGAUGCGAUGGAUGUCGGAGUCGAGGAGGAGGGUGACGAGGUUGUGGAGCAAGUGCUAGAGGAGAUCGGUGUGGAUCUCAGUCAAUCUCUCGGGGAGACGCCCUCUGGCUUGCAGUCGAAUGCCGUCCCCGAAGGAAGAGUUGCACAGGCGGUUGGCAGCGGCGGUGGAGAUCCUGGUGAUGAUGACCUCCAGGCACGUCUGGACAGUCUCCGGAGAUGA